GGAAUGAACAUGAAGCAUAUCUGGAUGGAAAAAGCAGAGCCACAGAGAUAAGUAUCCAAUGGUUGUGAAUGUAUCAGACUGGUCGGUCGCGACUGUGGACCCAAAGCUGGAGCCCUGCUAUAACUAUACUGAAGCCUGGCUGUGGCUAUCCUCCCUGCAGCCAGCCUUCCUGGGUAUGAUCAGUGUUGUGGGGGUGGUGGGAAAUGGCCUCGUUCUCUGUGUGUUCUGCCUACAGAGAAAGCCCUGCACUGUGGCCGAUGUCUACCUGGGGAACCUGGCAGCUGCUGACCUGGUCAUGAUGUCCUGCCUUCCCUUCUGGGCUAUCACUAUCGCCCGAGGCUACCAGUGGGACUUUGGAGAGGUCCUCUGUAAGCUAGUGAACAUGGCCAUCUCUAUGAACUACAUCUGCAGUAUUCUGUUCCUCAUGCUGGUCAGCGUGGACCGCUACCUCGCUCUUGUGAAGCCCUUGAGCCCCAGCCGUCUGAGGAGAGCCUCCUGGGCUAAGCGUAUCUGCCUGGGGAUCUGGAGCCUGGGCUUCCUCUUCACUAUGCCCAUCCUGCUCUUCCGCACAGUGUCGUACGUCGAGGAUCCCAGUGUGAAUGCCUGCAUUUUGGCCUACCCCCAUCCAGUGUGGAGGUUGCACCACAACAUCACCAAGAACGUGUUGGGCUUCCUAAUCCCUGUCCUGGUGGUGGCUUACUGCACCCGUCACAUUGUGAUUGCACUGAACGACCGGAGGACCAGAGGAAUCCCCGGGGUGAGGGCGGAGAGAAAGGCCACCUACUUAGUCCUGGCCGUACUGACUGUCUUCAUCUUCUGCUGGACACCGCACCAGGUGAUGCUGUUCCUUGACACUCUGGAUUACUUCCAGGUCACACCUGGAUGCCUUUGGGGUCAUGUCCUGGACAUUGGAAUACAGCUGUCCACAUAUCUGGCGUACAGCAACAGUGCUAUUAACCCCUUCCUGUUUGUCAUUGUAGGGAAGCAUUUCAGGAAAAGGGUAAAAGAGGUGUUUGGAAAAACUUUGAACCCCUGGUCAAAAGACAUUACCUACCUGACGGUGAGCUUCACCUCAAUUAAUAGACUCAAUGAAACACAGCGUGUAGGAAUUGAAAAACUUGAAAACUCUGGAUUAAAACAAACUGCACCAUGACCAGUAGCUGAGAAAGAGCACUGUACUGUGAUCACUUAAUAGAAGGUCUGAAAUAGUAGUUGCCUGCAGUGAUUCAUUUUAAAGCUGUUCUAAGUAUUAGUAUCUGUUUUUUUGUAUCAGUAUGUGGAUUUUUGCCAGAAGUGGGAGUGGCAAAACUGGAAGUCUGCCUCAUUUUCUGUAUUAAACAGUUUUUGGCCACUUGAGGGGCAGCAGAACAAGCCGUAAAAACACACACAACAAGACCCUGCAAUCCUGACCCCUGGAACAGUGCCGUGGAGCUCUUUGCUUGAUGCAGUUGGACAGAACAGCCUAGAACAGUUGUUGUACAGUUAUCCAGAAUAUGUAUAAAUGUAUAUUCAGCCAAUUACUUGGAGAGAAAGAGUAGCUAGCAGGUUUUCAAACCCUAUCUAUCUAAAAUGCUGAUUAGUGCAGCUUUAACCAAAGCUUCUUGUGACCCAACAAGGUAUGCAUUGAUCUGGAAUGUUCCAGAUGAUUCCUGUUGAGUGGCAGUUGCUGGAGGCCAUUUGUCUCAGUAAUGCCAAGGGACUUAUUUUAUCUUGUCUGUGUUUCUGCACCCUCCUUUCCUUUACCUUGUCUUAUUGCCUUUGUCAUGAUUUUGUUGAUUUGCUGAGAAAUAUUAUCAACUUUAACAGACAAGUAUUUUUUAUGAUGUAAUUAGUGCUAAAUAACAACUGUUGAGUGCUGAAGAUGAAUCUAUAAAGACUUUCAUUGUCUCUGAGCUUCUUCUGUAUAUGACUAAGUGCAUCAUUAUGAAGGCUAACUAUUCAAAACUUGAAAGAGAGAAGCAGUUUAAUAAAGAUCCAGUUUUCUUAGUAGUUGUCGGUAUUUUUUUUAAUAAAGGCGUUUUGUAUCUUAAGUGAGCACAGAACUACUGUUUAACUUGUUCUAUGAAACAUAAAUGGUAAGCCUGGUGGUAUUAUAUUUAUGUUUUGUCAAAAACACUGAAUUUAUCUUACUACAGUGUGUAUCCAAUGGGGGAAUAACUCAAACUACUAUCUGUGUAUGUAUCUGUAUCUGUAUACAAGAAGUUAAAUGGUCUAGUCUGCUUCAUUUUCUGUAUUAAACAGUUUUUUACUGUCA
Messenger RNA from Micropterus dolomieu (smallmouth bass), 2254 nucleotides. RefSeq names its product B2 bradykinin receptor. Gene Ontology annotation, molecular function: bradykinin receptor activity. Lineage: Eukaryota; Metazoa; Chordata; Actinopteri; Centrarchiformes; Centrarchidae. Gene Ontology annotation, biological process: immune response; neutrophil chemotaxis; G protein-coupled receptor signaling pathway. The coding region runs from base 59 to 1153 and encodes 364 amino acids. Gene Ontology annotation, cellular component: membrane. The record is from RefSeq and is a predicted model, not a curated record. The transcript has 2 exons.